Molecule: messenger RNA, 2441 nt
Organism: Cynoglossus semilaevis (tongue sole)
Lineage: Eukaryota; Metazoa; Chordata; Actinopteri; Pleuronectiformes; Cynoglossidae
Gene: sh3yl1
Product: SH3 and SYLF domain containing 1
Exons: 10
Coding region: 112-1260 (382 amino acids)
Biological process (GO): regulation of ruffle assembly
Cellular component (GO): ruffle membrane
Molecular function (GO): protein binding; phosphatidylinositol binding
Source: RefSeq, a predicted model, not a curated record
AGUCAGGUGAGACCAAACCUGACGUCAUUGACGUCGGAGCUGAGGAAGCAGGUACACCUGUUAACGAUACAGGAGCAGGUAGAGAAAGAAAAAAAAGCAAAAAAGAGCGAAAUGAGCAAUCCUAUCCCGUCAAAUUUGAGGUCAGAUACCAAGAAGGCUGCUAAGAUCUUGAGGGACUUUACUCAGAUCUCUGCUAGAAAUGGACCAGACAAACUCAUCCCCCCUCAUGUGAUUGCCAAAGCUGAAGGUCUGGCCAUCAUCUCAGUCAUCAAGGCAGGUUUCAUGGUGACAGCUAGAGGUGGCAGCGGCAUCGUCAUCGCCAGACUGGCUGACAGACGUUGGUCGGCUCCUUCUGCCAUCGGCAUUGCUGGUUUGGGAGGAGGCUUUGAAAUUGGAGUGGAGGUGUCAGACCUUGUGAUCAUCCUGAACCAGCGAAGAGCCAUUGAUGCUUUCUCUAUGGGUGGAAACCUGACAUUGGGAGGCAACUGUACAGUGGCUGUUGGACCAAUGGGCAGGAAUGUGGAGGCCGACGUGGCACUGCGUAACACUGCAGCUGUCUUCACCUACUGCCGGUCCAGAGGUUUGUUUGCUGGUAUUUCUUUGGAGGGCUCCUACCUCAUUGAACGCAAGGAAACCAACCGCAAGUUCUAUGCAAGGGAUAUUCGAGCUUCCGCUAUUUUGAAUGGGGAUGUAGAGCCACCAGUAGAGUGCGCUGACCUUUACCACAUCUUGGAUGCCUACGCCGCGGCCUACACCUCAGAGUGGACUAGCAAGAACAUGCGUCCAAAGUCGUCUUUUCCUCCAGCAAGACCUGCAGCUCCAGCUGUGCAAAAACCAUCAAGCAUCUACCAGGAACCUCAAAGUUUCAACAUCGACAGCUACCAGCAACCACCAAACAGCUACCAGCAACCACCAAACAGCUACCAGCAACCACCAAACAGCUACCAGCAACCACUGAGCAGCACUGGUGCUGCCCCAGGAACACGGAGUAAGAAUGCCCUCUAUCCCAGCAUCUCUGUGUAUAAAUCUGAAACUUCAGGAGCCAGAGCAGCAGCGCCACCCUCAGCAUCAACGAGUGCUGACCAGCCUGUGGUCACAGCAGUACAUGCAUUUGUAGGUCAGCAGCCAGGAGAUCUCAGCUUCUCAGUUGGAGACCGGAUCACUGUCACUACAAAAAGUGAUUCCCAGUAUGACUGGUGGGAGGGGCGAACAGAAGACGGUCGCAGUGGAAUCUUCCCUGCCAACUUUGUCACCUACUGAGUGUCCUUCUGCUGCAGAGUGGAGGCAUGACAGCUGUGGUCAACAAUCAAGAACAGGAGUCAUUUUCCAGAAAGGUUCCUAAAGUGAUCAGAGACUUGGGUUCCUUGCUUUACUUCACUUACUGCCUUACCUUAUUCUUGCACUUUAUUUCACACUGUUGGGGAAUUAGUUAGUCACCUUUUUAAUUGGUAUAAACUGAAGUCUGUUCUCUUUAAAUAGAAAUUGUUCAAAUUUUCUGAAACGUUGCCUCAGAUUGGGAGAACAGAAUAAAUUCUAAAAGCCAAAUGCUGUUUUUGUAACACGAAAGAGAAAAAUACUUAUAAUUAGGCCAAAAGUCCUAACUAUAACCUCGAUACUGGUUAGAAACAUGGUAUAAGCAGCUACAGGGAAAUAAAGACAAAUCAAAAUGGGAAUAUGUUGUUAAGCAUGUAAAACUUUAUUAUUGAGCGGUUAUCGAAUCUAAACCAGAAAUGUAGAUAGAAAAUAUAUUUAUUUUGAUCCAAUAUCAAUGUCCUAAAUUGCAAAGGCAAAUAAUAGGGAUUUCUUUUAGUACUUAGAAAUAAAAAACUGAUGUAGAGGGUUAAGUAGUAAGAUGCCAAAGGAAGCUUCAAAUUAAGUGUUUUAAUGGUGAAUUUAAAAAAUGAAUGGAAUAAAUAAAUCAGUGUCAUGUUGCAAAAUUGUUUCUACUGGAGGAUUUGGAAUUUUAAAAGGCCAAAUGUUUAAAAUCUAUUUUUGGUCAAAAUACUUUUUAAUGGCUCUUUAGCCCAAGCCAAUACCUUGUUACUGCCAUACUAUGGGUGAAUAUGAAUGUUUAUAUUGAAAGCUGAUCUUUUUUUAUAUUAUUUAAUGAUUAAAAUAAAACGUCAUGUUGGUUGAGUGUUCAGUGUUAACCACUGUGGGAAAUCUGCACGCUAUUAUUAUAUUAUAUACGCUAUUUGUCUCUGUCUUAUCACAGGUUUGGAACAAGUGUUUAUUUUUUUAAUAACCUUUCUUUUCAGUAUUUGAUGUUUGUGUGAGAUUUGUUACAGUCUGCACUUUUCCUAUUAUGACAUUGACUAUUUAUGAUUUGUCUACCAACUUUUUUAAUAGAAGGAUGAGGUUCACUUGUGAUAGAGGUGUUUUAUUAUUUUUUUUAAUAUAUCCAAGGUUGUCUAAAGGCUAUAAAUAAAUGUUAAAUAACA